Molecule: messenger RNA, 4619 nt
Organism: Coregonus clupeaformis (lake whitefish)
Lineage: Eukaryota; Metazoa; Chordata; Actinopteri; Salmoniformes; Salmonidae
Gene: nkx1-2b
Product: NK1 transcription factor related 2-like,b
Exons: 2
Coding region: 308-1465 (385 amino acids)
Biological process (GO): cell differentiation; regulation of transcription by RNA polymerase II
Cellular component (GO): nucleus
Molecular function (GO): RNA polymerase II cis-regulatory region sequence-specific DNA binding; DNA-binding transcription factor activity, RNA polymerase II-specific
Source: RefSeq, a predicted model, not a curated record
GAGCGAGGUGUGCGUGGAUGACAUAAACGUUGGAGGGUCCUGAGGGGAUGGUUCAAACCCUAAAAAGGAGUUGAGCAAGGGAGACCAACAUCCAACAGUGAACCAUCACCUCCUGGUUGUCAGCCGUGUGUAACAAAGACCAGAGCAGUGCAGCCGUAGAGGGGUUCUGGCAACGCAAGCUGUGCAGGAAUACUGCUCCAGACAUUAUAGCCUACUUUUCUCAAAUUGCAUGGGCUAUUAUGUCUUCUUCGGUUGUAAGAGAAUCUUAAAUUGACUGUCUUGGUGCUAAAGCUCUGAUAGGGAAAUCAUGAACAGGGAAAAGGUUCAGGUGGGAGACGUCUCAGUCGCUGCUCCGCCGGCGUCCGGUGUGACUGCCCAAACAGCUGUGAUCGUCGUGGCCGCUCCGGAAAGCAUGGACAAUCACGGCGAGAAGCGGCUCGCUGCCAACGCACUGUCGGUGUUUUCCUGCCCCGGGGGUAGAGACAUACUGCAAGCGGACAGUCGAAACAACUCUCCACUUCAAGAACCGGCUCCAGUAGCAAUGCCAAUGCUUCACCGGACCACUUCAUUUUCGGUUUUGGACAUUUUGGACCCAAAUAAGUUUACGAGCAAAAAGCCUAAUCCUAACCGAACAGGCAGCGAAUUCGCCUUCGGGACAGAGAACCGUGGAGGUGAUGACUCGAAUCAUGAUGUAGAGCAGAAGUCUUAUGCAGACGACUAUGACACAUGUAAAAAAUCUACAGGACUAAAGGAGGGGUUCAUGUGUGCCUACAGAUCCGACGAAUGCGAGAAUGAUUUCAAAAGAGGCUCCCACUCUGACAGCGAGAUGCAGGAUGACGUGUGUAGUGAGGAGAGCAGCAGCGCCCUAACUGGAAACGCAGAGGGGGAACUUGGACACCAUGAUGACGACGACCAGGCGAGCAAGAGCCCAAGAAGUCCUGGCGAACAGCAAACUCAACAGUCAGGGUCGAAUGGACAAAGUAAUCAAGGAAAGCCGAAGAGAAAGCGCUCUGGCUCCGAUUCAAAGUCGGGUAAGCCCCGAAGGGCAAGGACAGCAUUCACUUACGAACAACUUGUUGCACUGGAGAACAAAUUCAAGUCCACCCGAUACCUCUCCGUGUGUGAGAGGCUCAAUUUGGCACUGUCACUCAGUUUGACUGAAACCCAAGUCAAAAUCUGGUUCCAGAACCGACGGACCAAGUGGAAGAAACAAAACCCUGGCGCAGACACCAGCGCCCCGACAGGCGGGGGCCAGAACGGCAAUGGACUAGGGAGCCUGAGUCCACUCAGCCAGUCUCCUCCCAUGAGCCAUCUGUCAAUGCACACGGGCUACCCAGGUCACGGACCAGGCGGGCUAGUCUGCACCACCCAAUUACCCUUUCUGCCAAGUCAUGCGGUACUGUCACCUUUCAUGUUAGGAUCUCAGACUUACGGAGCACCUGCGUUUUACACUUCCCACCUGUAAAGAUAUGGAGAUACGUAUAGGUUUUUGCGCCCAAACAUCAUGUUUUCGGAGGCGUCUAAAAUGCACCGAUAUUAUCAAAAUAAUUGACUCCAAUGAGGUAUGAAUUUAAUAACCAUAUUACACGUAUGGUAUUAGAGAACUAAAGACAUGCCCUUAACUAAAGACUUCUAAAAUGCACUUGCUGUAUAUGUGAAGAACUCAGAACAUUUCAUGUUGUUUCGUCAAGGACAAGUGCUCGAAGAAAAUCUACCUUUACCAAGGAAAUAAGAUUUUGUUGUAUUUGACUUUUGUUUUCAUUUUGAUAGAAUGUGAAUACUCGGGGUCAAAAUGUACAUACAGAUGUUGACAAAUAUAUGUCUAGCUUCUAAUUUCGAAUGCAGUUAAUAAAUAUUAGAGUUGAAAAAAAUAGGCCUACAUGACGCAUAUCAAUAUCGUUCAUUUACAUCUGGACAUAUUGUAAUUACUGUGUAACUAAACUGUGAAAGUUAAAUAUGAUUGUUUUCAUAUAAGUUUUCCCUAUUAAUUUAUUAUAUAGGCCUAUAGUUAAUCUACCUGAGAAUAUUUGUCUCUAAUGAAUGCUCAUUUCAUCUGGAUUCGUCUUUUAUAGUCUAAGACAAAGUAAAACAAUAAAACAAUAGGUUAUCAUUUACUAACGAAUAAGCUACUUUAAUAUGAAUAUUAAAUAAAUAAUAUCUUCUUUCUUAUCAGUCAAAUUAUUAUUUUUUCCUUUACACCAAAUUAAAGGACAUUUUGGAACUGAAUAUAGCGUCUUUUCACCCUUCUUUAAUGAAAUGGUUAACUCCAGUUAUUAUUUUUUUGCCACCCGAUGUUAUUAGGCCAUAUGUUGUAUUUUCUUCCAACAAAAAAAACAUAACUUUAAAACUAUAACUUUAUAACACUCUUGCGCGGAAAAAAUAUAGGAGAUUUUGAAAAAUACAUAGCCCAUAUGCCUAUUGCUGGAUCCGUCAUGGCUCAUUUCUAUAGCCUAACUUUUAUUAAUUGAAUUAACUUACCCCAAAAUAGUAUGUUAUUGGCUAUUGCACCCGUUGCAUAUGCCUAUGGUGUUUAGGUCUACAAUUGUAUUCAGCAUGUAUCUUCUUGGAUUUACUGAUUUGGGGAAUUAUUAAUAAGACAUUUGACAACGGCUCCCUGAAUCGAUUAUUGAUGAGGAAAAACAAUCAUUGGUAAUUUAAACACCAACUUGUUUCACAACAUUAUAGGCUGCAGACUGUCUUCUCAGACAUGCCCUUUCUAAGAGGGGUUUUGACUUUAAAACUAAUAAGAGAAACCAUGUUUCAUUGUGGAAGAACUGUAUGCCAAAUUCCCGAUAGCCUAAUGUGCUUGUGCGUAAAACAUAAUGUAGGCUAUGGAAUAUUUGAAGGAGUUAAUUAUUAGAUGCCUAACAAAAUACAUUGUGUUUCAGCAACUUUUUCAAAUGUUUUUGCCGUCUGUGAUAAGGAGGUGCAUUUGAAUAGGCCUAGGGCUACUUUAAAAGUGCAAAAACUAUCCAGUCAAUUGUGCAAGUUUUGCGCGAUCGAUGCAAGUUAUAAGUCUAUUCUACAAUAUUUGAAAGUAUAGUUUUAUUGAAUUUGUGAGGAUACAGCAUUUAUUUAUAUUAUUUUAGACCUGAUUACUACUUCGCUUCGGAUAGGAAUAGUCUGUGGUCUGUCCCUAACCGAUUCUCCAAAAUGGUGAUGAAAUGGCACAUGCCAGCAAUGAUGGAACAUGCUCCUGGAAUCAUUCUAGAAUUUCACAUGCAGGUAUGGCCAAACGUAAAAGCAUGAUACGACGUAGCCUGGUAUAGCCUUUGUAGAUAGUCUAAAACAAAUGUAAAGAUGGCGGCAUUAUUUAGUGCAUGGGGUGCAUUGAAAUUGGGCCGCACAUACCCGACCGUUGCAGAAAGUAGCAUAGCCAAAUGGAGGGUAUUUAUUUGUUCUGCCAGCUGUUUUCAUCAAGUCCGAGUCUUGGAGCAUUAUGUUGGACAAAAAAGGUUAUGUAAAUAUUAUAUUCGACACGUUUUGCAGUCAAAUCAUUAAAUUAAUUUGGAUUUCCCAUUGCAGUGGACUCCGCACUGCGCGACAUUUGUGCCAAAAAAAUUAUUACUUUCGUUUGAAUGGUCUCAUAGGCAAUAGUGUAAUUAUUAUGUUAAAUAAUAUUAACGACAGGAUAUUGAUAUCAGUUAUUUUAUGUAAUAAUAACAUGACAAUUAGCAUAGAUAUACCUACUAGUGAACGUAGACAUAAGCUAAACAAAACAUCUAAAAGAGUAAAACAAUAUCUAUGAAUUUGUAGGUUAUUAUUAUGAUUAUUUUACCAGGAAAUUCUUGUUUUGAAAUGCAUGACUCAAGCAGACACUCGCUCGGUCAUUAAAAAUAUGACAUUCCAGCCGCAUGUUGAAUCCCUGGGUAACUUUCCAGUGAUGUAGGGAGCUAGAAGGGGAUUCUUAUUUUUAACAUUUUUAUAAAGUAGAUUUUCAGAUGUUAUGUAAACAAUAAUGCAAGCAAAUUCGCUGUGACAAGCCCAAAUAGAAAAAAAAGGCUCAAGUUGGGGCUCAUCAAAUAAUACUUCAGCAGCUGGCACAGUGGACUGAAUGAGGUAAACCUUUAUCCCGGGUUUGUAAAAUACGGUUUCAAUAUUAAAGAACCAUAGCUUAUGUGCAACCAAUCAGCUUAAUGUGCUCCCAAUGACUAGUAGACAGUACCCUGACCAAUCAAAGCUCAACAUUCACUUUUUAAUGUCUCCCACCUGCCCAAUUGCUGCCUGCCUGAACCAAAAUAGCCCAACAACAGAGCCUGAAGAUAUCCCUCCUUGCAAUCAACAUUCACUAAUCCAACACAAGAACAUUCACUAUCAUCAACAUACUACUACUACAUAUCAGAGAAAAAAUAUUAUAAGCAAAUAUAUAAGAUAUUAUGUGAGGUGAAUAGGCUGUCUUUCUCUCUCACUCCAGAGAGGGCUGAUGCAGAGCAGCUAUUGGCAACCUAUAGAAGUUUCUAUAAGCCCCUACAGUGCUUUCAAACUCAGACACAGGACUGUAUGGGAGUCAAGAGCAACAUUGGUUAAAAGCUGCCUGUCAUCCACAACGGUUUCAAUUUCGGUUACCACUUCCACAUAAUAGCAUUGAUACAUUAAGCACUCAAUGGUUGUGAUAAUUA